Molecule: messenger RNA, 1719 nt
Organism: Capsicum annuum
Lineage: Eukaryota; Viridiplantae; Streptophyta; Magnoliopsida; Solanales; Solanaceae
Product: cytochrome P450 716B1-like
Biological process (GO): sterol metabolic process
Molecular function (GO): iron ion binding; heme binding; monooxygenase activity
Source: RefSeq, a predicted model, not a curated record
AUGAACAUUAUAGUAACGAUUUUCCUAGUACUACUCCCGGUAUUCCUCCUCCUUGUUCGGAGAAGAGGAUCAUCGAAGAGGGUUCCACCGGGUUCCCUUGGAUUUCCAAUCAUCGGUCAAAGCCUCGGGAUGCUAAGGGCAAUGAGAGCCAACACAGCAGAGAAAUGGCUUGAAGAAAGAGUACAAAAAUAUGGUCCUGUCUCAAAGCUAAGCCUCUUUGGCAAGCCCACUGUAUUCAUUUAUGGACAGGCUGCUAACAAGUUUGUAUUUAGCAGCGACGACGCUGUCCUUACUAACCAGCAGACACAAUCAGUUAAGAUGAUUCUGGGCGAUCGUUGCCUUCUGGAACUCAAUGGUGAAGAUCAUAGACGGGUUAGAGAUGCCCUGGAAUCAUUCCUGAAGCCAGAUAGACUGAAGCUUUAUGUUGGAAAGAUGGAACAAGAAGUCAGAAACCACCUCGAGACUUACUGGAAAGACAAUCGAAUAAUUAAGGUAUUACCUUUGAUGAAAACGCUUACCUUCAACAUCAUUUGUUCUCUCCUUUUCGGGCUUGAAGAUGGAGCUCAAAGAGACCAAAUGGUUCAUUAUUUCCAGGCGAUGAUAGAAGGGUUCUGGUCAAUCCCUAUAAACUUGCCUUUUACGCGCUUCAACCGGAGCCUCGAGGCAAGCAAAGAUAUCCAGAAGAUGCUGAAACAACUUAUUUCUGAGAAACUCCAUGAGUUUAACAACUCAGCUUCAUCCCACCAGGACCUCAUCACUUGCUUGCUCGGUAUUCUUGGAGAGAACAAUCAAGAAGUCCUAUCUGAAAAUGAGAUCAUUCACAAUGUCAUGCUCAUAAUGGCAGCUGGAUAUGACACUUCAUCCGUCUUGAUAACUUUCAUCGUAAGAGUUUUAGCAAAGAAUCCAAAUGUUCAUGAAGCUGUCCUUAAAGAACAAGAGGAGAUAGCACAUAGCAAGUCAUUUGGAGAGAGCCUAACUUGGGAAGACCUUGGCAAGAUGAAGUACACCUGGAGAGUGGCAAUGGAGACAAUGAGAACGUUCCCUCCCAUUUUCGGAGGCUUUAGGCAGACUGUAAAAGACAUUCAGUACGGAGGCUACGUCAUUCCAAAAGGAUGGCAAAUAUUCAGGAUAAUGGCUAAAACACACAUGGAUAGCAACAUAUUCCAAGAACCAGAGAAAUUCGAUCCAUCACGAUUUGAGAACACAACAUCUUUGCCUCCUUACAACUUUGUUCCAUUCGGAAGGGGAUCCCGUAUAUGCCCUGGAUACGAGUUUGCAAAGAUUGAAACUUUAGUCACAAUCCAUUACCUAGUAACACAUUUCACAUGGAAGCUUUGCUGUACGGACGAUUUCUUCAGCAGGGACCCAAUGCCAGUACCAACUCAAGGACUUCCCAUUGAAAUAGUUCCCAGGAAACCUCUAUAGUUCAAUCACACAUGCUUCUCCAAGAGCAGAGUUUUGCAAACCUAUAACUCCAUAUUAUGAAAUAUUGCUAUGAAAAGGUUACUAAAAAUAUCUAGACUGGAAUUGACAUCAAAUGUGCAAUCUCCUAAGGGGAAUAUACUCCCUAUAUUAUGAUGUGUUCAUGUAAAAAAAUGUACACAUUAAGGCUUGACAUCCAGCCAAAUUUCUAAGAACUUUAUAUUCAGAAAUUAAGGGCUAAAAAUUAAAUGUGAGAAAUUGGAAGUUCAAACAUGCAUAAGCACAAUUAUCCUAUUC